AUGUAUCGUGUUUGGCCUAAUGUCGAAACUGGGGUUCGACUGGCAACAAUGAGUGAAUUAACUGAGAGGAUUCCCCAUCGUCUCUUUAUUGGCCCUUAUCCGAUAGAUACUAGAUAUCGUGGGCAAGUGCCUUUAUGUGGCAGAUGUGGUGAAUAUGGACAUCGUGUUGCUACAUGUUCGAAUGAUGUAAAGUGUUUCAAGUGUGGUCAAAAUGGUCACAUACAACGUCAAUGUUUCAAGUGUUUUCUAUGUGGCCAUUUCUAUGUGUUUGGGCAUGUCACAGCAAAUUGUCUAGAGAAUCAACGUGACGUGUCCAAUGACAGAGAUAAUGAAACAUUGGAAAUAAUUUGA
Molecule: messenger RNA, 351 nt
Organism: Paramuricea clavata
Lineage: Eukaryota; Metazoa; Cnidaria; Anthozoa; Malacalcyonacea; Plexauridae
Source: the annotation of a GenBank genome assembly